Schizosaccharomyces octosporus yFS286 is the source of this 430-nucleotide messenger RNA. RefSeq lists its product as uncharacterized. Bases 1 to 360 code for a protein of 119 amino acids. Lineage: Eukaryota; Fungi; Ascomycota; Schizosaccharomycetes; Schizosaccharomycetales; Schizosaccharomycetaceae. The record is from RefSeq and is a predicted model, not a curated record. The transcript has a single exon.
AUGCCAACACCCAAGAUCGGUAACGCUUCUUACAACCCUCUAAGCAUUUCAGGAUCCAAUGAUAGAUUUGCUUCGCGGGAUCUAACUAGUAAUACCAUCGUUUUCUGUAACACUUCAGUAAGAAACAGCGUUUCGGCUUUUCUCCACAAGGAGUGCUACUCAUUGGCUACCAGUGGCAAUGCUUCUUUCAUUUUUUCAUCGACAAACACGACAUCAUCUGUUCCUACUAUUAUUUUCGAACCUCAUCGUAAUUUUUCUUCUUUAAGUUCGAUUAGCAACAGCGCUUUACCUGCUACUACAUCUGCCUCUAAAGCUCCAAGCAGUACCAGCUUUUAUUUUUGCUUCCUUCGAACCUUAUAGUGUAAGUGAUGAUUUUACUUAUCCAGUGCAACAUGGGUUUUGGCUCCAUACGUAGUACUGCAUCCUCCAA